This is a messenger RNA of Mercenaria mercenaria, 1918 nucleotides long. RefSeq lists its product as uncharacterized. NCBI's taxonomy places the organism in Eukaryota, Metazoa, Mollusca, Bivalvia, Venerida, Veneridae. The record is from RefSeq and is a predicted model, not a curated record. Bases 42 to 578 code for a protein of 178 amino acids. The transcript has 4 exons.
AAUUCAGUACAUUUUGGAUCUCUGUUGUGAAGACAACAGCGAUGAUGAUUGGCGAAAUUGACUUCGAUACCAUAUUUAUUGACGAAGUAGUGCACUAUGAAUACAUCAGUUAUGUGUUCUUCUACAUCUUCAUGAUAUUUAUGACUAUUGACGUCAUCAAUCUGCUAGUCGGUCUGGCUGUGGAAAAUAUACAAGAAUUCCAGAAAGAAGCUGAUCUCGCCAGGAAAGAAAUGCAAGUAAAGUUCGCAUUGGAGUUAGAAAGAAUAUCAACAUCUUCGCUUAUUUUGAAAGGUCUGAAUUUCCUCCGAUGUAGACGGUCUGCCAAACCUGUAUCCCAAACGGAAACUUUACGGCCGAGUAAACAGAACUGGCUGCAGAGGAAAAUUGCCGAAUCAUGGAAAUUAACUGAAAGAGAUAUAACAGUGGCUUUAAAAUCUGAGAAUGAUAGUACUUCAAGAGAAAUAGCUCGAUUGGAUACGAACUUUAACACACUUGAAACAAAUCUGAUAGACAUUGACUCGAAAUUGGAGAAAAUUUUACAGACCCUAAGUGGAAAUAGAGAGGAGGAGAGGAGUUGAUUACAAUUAACCGAGUUACAUUGAAGGCAGAUGUUUAAUAUAAUUAAAAAUCUUAUGAAAUAGUUACUUCUUCUACUAUAAUUUACAGUAAAUAUGUAUUACCAAACUUAACCAUAAUUAUUUGGCAUGAAAAUGUCUGAUAUAUUAAUUUCUCAAUAUGAAAAGAGUCAAAAUGUACUAAAUACAAACCAUCUCAGAAAUCCGAUGAUGAUGUACGUAUGUUUCCUGACACUAUUAUGGAAUAUAUCACAUGGCCUUUGAUUAAAAUUACACUUAAAAGUUAUUUGUAGCAAAUGUAUAUCGUGGACAAUAUUUUUACACUCAUUUCUUGUCUGUAUGAGGAUGUUACUUAGAUGAAGUUGGAAACAGAAAACAGGAUGGUAUACAGUAUUUCAAUAGUAGUAUGACGCCAACAUGUCUGUAUUCUCGAGGUUUAAAAGUUAAUCGCUAUAUAAGUUCUAAAUAUAUUCAUUGAUUUAAGAGUUCAAUGCACUAAAUAGCGCUUAUGUGCCAAGGCGGAUGUUUAAUAUAGUUUUCAAGAGGUUGAUAUAUGACUUGUUGUGUGUUCUUACCAUACUAGGUCACUUAGUGUUGCCAUAAGGGCUUUAUGGUGAUUUAUUGCUGUAUAUAUCGAGGUAUAGAAUAGGGUCAGUUUCAGGAGAUUUCUUUACUUUUAUAACUAUUCAAGACGCGGCGAUGAGACAAUUUACAGAACACAUAACCCAGAUUUGUAGGUCAAAGGUCAAGGUCACAUAUUGAGCUCAAAUGUCAAAUUCAUUCCUCAUAUUUCCUGUCCAGAUUAUAACUAUAUUACUAUUCAAGUAACCGACUUUUAACUUGGGAUAUAUGUAGUUGGCUAUGAAUUACGUAAAGAUUGCAGGAACCAGAAUUUUAGGAAAAAGAUUACGGUCACAAGUUGGGCUCAGAUGUCAAGUUUGUUUGUCAUAGUUCAUGUCCAAAGUAUAACUUAAUGACCAUUCAAGGUAUUGACUUCAUUCUUGGCAUAUGUAGCUGGUGAUUUGAACAAAGCUGUAGGUAAAAGGUCAAGGUCACAGCAAGGUUAAAUCUGUCCGCGAAGGUAAUGCCUUCAAACUUGGCUUAUAGAUAAUGGUUAUGAGAUUAUAUGUAGAGCGAAUGAAUUUGGUCGGAAGGUCAAAGUUUAAGUUCUUAGAUUAAGUUCAAACGUGAAAUUUUUCCUUUGUAUUGAUUUAAAAUUUGGACUAUAGAUGGGUGAUGAUGAGAGAAUUUAAGGAGUACAAAUGUUCUACAUUACUCCCGCGCACAAAUUAACCCCGCUCACCCUGCCCCCAACCAACGCCACAUUACGUCCCCUUCUUCUC